Naegleria gruberi is the source of this 531-nucleotide messenger RNA. RefSeq lists its product as uncharacterized. Gene Ontology annotation, biological process: protein peptidyl-prolyl isomerization. Bases 1 to 531 code for a protein of 176 amino acids. The record is from RefSeq and is a predicted model, not a curated record. Gene Ontology annotation, molecular function: peptidyl-prolyl cis-trans isomerase activity. NCBI's taxonomy places the organism in Eukaryota, Heterolobosea, Eutetramitea, Acrasida, Naegleriidae. The transcript is spliced from 2 exons.
AUGAGAACAUUCACAUAUUUAGAUAUUGAACAUCAAGAUUCUCGUUUUGAAAAUAAUGUAAUUAAGGGACGUAUAAUUAUUGGAUUGUAUGAUAAGGUUGUUCCUGUUACAAGUUACAAUUUUGCCAUGAUGUGUCAACAAAAAUUAUUACAAAAUACUAUUUUCCACAGAGUUAUUAACAAAUUCAUGUUACAAGGAGGUGACACUAAACAAGGAACAGGCAUGUCAAUUAUUAGGGAUGCUUUGGGAAAUGUUGUUCAAUUCAAGGAUGAAAACUUUGAAUUGACACACUCUGAACCAUACUUGUUAUGUAUGGCCAACAGAGGUCCAAACACAAAUGGUUCUCAAUUCUUUAUUACAACUGUUAAUACUCCUCAUUUGGAUGGUAAACAUGUAGUCUUUGGUAAAGUUUUACAAGGUAUGGAAAUUGUUGACCAAUUACAAAAAGUCAGAACUUCCACACGUGACAAACCAUUAGAUUCAAUUAAAAUUACAGACUGUGGUAUUAUUCCAGUUGAUGAUUUGAUUUAA